This is a messenger RNA of Bursaphelenchus okinawaensis, 634 nucleotides long. Lineage: Eukaryota; Metazoa; Nematoda; Chromadorea; Rhabditida; Aphelenchoididae. The record is from the annotation of a GenBank genome assembly.
AUGUUAGGAUCAUUAGUACAUCAUCUUACUUCGCUAUCUGUUAGGAAUUUUUUGAGGACUUCAGUUGCAAGGUAAGAUAUCAAACUUUUUUUUGUUAUAGUAUGUUUAGUGCUUCUGUAUUCACCAAGAAGACGAAGAAAGUAGACACAGAUGUUGCCAAAGCUCGAGAAGCCAGAAAGAGGAAAAAACUAACUCGAGAAAUUCGAGAAAUGAUGAAACACAGCAAGAAACCGAAACCAGUCACUGAACUUACUGUUGACGUCAAGUCGGCGAGGAAUAUCGAGUAAGUUGGAAUGUAAUGGUUUAAUUUGAUUUAUUUAGUCUGAGGUACAGAGAGCCCAGUGUUUUGUCAGAGGCAGAAAUGGACGACAGAGCAAUCAUUACAAAGGCAUACAACACUAGUAGGAAUAUUUUAGCUCACAGUGACAUCAGGUGGAUUCAGACCGCUAUCAAAGAGCAGGACGAAGCCAUGAACUUAUUGAAGUCGUUGUCUCCAGAUUUAUACAAAGCUGCUGCAAGUUUAUCAGAAGGGUUGAGCAUCUACGAGGGUAAAGGACCUAUGAUAACACCUCCGUUGAAGGAAUACCGAAGUCCUGAUGGUGACUACGAAGAUACCACGAGAACGUGGGAGUAA